Molecule: messenger RNA, 2725 nt
Organism: Mustela lutreola (European mink)
Lineage: Eukaryota; Metazoa; Chordata; Mammalia; Carnivora; Mustelidae
Gene: SMIM10L2A
Product: small integral membrane protein 10 like 2A
Exons: 2
Coding region: 220-456 (78 amino acids)
Source: RefSeq, a predicted model, not a curated record
GCCGGCGAGGGGCGGGGCUCGCCCUAGGCUGCUCCGGAGGGGCGGCGGCGGAGGCGUGGAGGCGGCCGCGGAGGCUGCAUCCCGGACCCAGCCAGGGAAGGAGUGACGGGGGCGGGGCGGGAGGGCACCGGCGGCCGGCGGGGCGCCUCAGGCCUCGCGUCCACCUGUCCGGCCGCACGCUCUCCCCUGGGUCGGCGGGGCCUGCGCCGGCCCGGACCCAUGGCGGCGUCGGCGGCUCUGUCGGCGGCGGCGGCGGCGGCGGCCCUGUCGGGCCUGGCGGUGCGGCUGUCGCGCUCGGCGGCGGCCCGCGGCUCGUACGGCGCCUUCUGCAAGGGGCUGACGCGCACGCUGAUCACCUUCUUCGACCUGGCCUGGCGGCUGCGCAUGAACUUCCCCUACUUCUACGUGGUGGCCUCGGUGAUGCUCAACGUCCGCCUGCAGGUGCGGAUCGAGUGAGCGGGCGCCGCCGCAGCCCCCGCCGGAGGGUCCCGCGCACCGGGCCGCGCCGGGCAGGGGCGCCGGCAUGGAGGACGGCCGGCGGGACGCGGCGGGGGCAGGAGGCGGGGCGGCCCGGGCCCCCGGGCCCUAGACUUCCGCGGGGGGGCGCCGGCCACCCGGCCGCCCAGCCACCCGGCCGGACCCCGGCCACGACCGGCCGCCCGCCCGCGGCGUGGCCGGUGACCUAUUGCACAGAAACUCUGCAAACGGGCCCUUACUGUCGGGCUCGAGGGGAAAAAACCAAACAAACCAAAAAACGAUUCGAGGGCUGCCGACCUGUUGCCUCACGUUGGCCAGAGCCCGGGAAGCCGCAAGGAAAAAUUCUGCAGCAGGGACUUGACUGGCCCCGAUCCACAAGGAACCAGUGUUUGUAGGUGGUGACCCACCCCUUCCGUGGCCUUGUCGAGAGACUGCAAUCCCUGCCCAGAGGCGGCCCCUGGGCCCAGUGCUGCCUGGGGAGCUGCUGGGCAAAGGGCCUAGCCCGGGAGGAGAGAAAGGACCUUCCAGGCAGAGGCACCGGCUGCUGGGGUAGCCGGUGGUCCCGUUCUGGCAUGGGGAAAGACGUGACCCUGUCACCUCAGCGCUGCAUCUCCUAGCAACGACACUUUGAGGGCGUUCUGCGCUCCCCACCUGAUGAUUGGAAGAGCUGGCUCUGGGACUGGGAGAGAUGUGUCCUUGUCCUACAGAUACAAAGGAGUGGGGCUGAAUCUGCGCCCCGUCUUUGAGAAAAUCUGGCUCUGUGGGGGAGGGGAGUUCAAGGCCCCCCUGGGGGACGUAGGGGGAGAGAACGAGGUCCAGGGUAGGGAAUGUGGGGAACCGGCUCUUCUUGGGGUGGUGUGGGAGGCCCCAGGGAAGACCGUCAGAGCUGAGAUGGACACAGGGGAGAGUCCUAGAAUGCCUUGCAGAGCGGAGGGCUCCACCCACAGAGCCUGGCCUCCCCUGCCACCCCACCCCAGGCUGGACCAAGAGCUCCUCGGCAGCUGGGUGGCACGGGCCUCUCGGUUUGGGUGGCAGAGUGGGGGUGGGGUGGUGGCAGGGCCCCUGGGCACAGGCUGGAACCAGGAGGGUGAAGGGAUAAACCUGAGAUGGGUCCCCGGGCUCGUCACCCCCCAGUCUGGGAUCGGGCCAGAGAACGUCCUCUGGAUGGGCUUGGAUUGGCCCUGAGGCCCCAGAUGUGCGGCUCCUUGGCCCACCGGGAUGGCCAGCCAUGGCCUCAAGGGGGCCAGGAAAGACCCCGGUCCCCCAGCCACUCUGUCCCCAGUUGCUCUCGGUCCCCAGGCUCCAAAUUCCUGGGACUGAAAACCGAAGCAGUCUGUCCAGCCCCAGGGACAGAGUGGCCCUGUGUCACCCUUCUGCCCUCCUUAGUCGCCCUCUAGAGGACGGGUCCUGAGCGAAGAGCUCUGCCUGCCUCACCCCGGGGACCGAGGCCCAAUGAGGCCACCAUGUGUGCCCUGCAGCUUCCCACAGACAGGGUGUGAUGGCUCUCACCUCGUGCCAAGGGUUCUGCGGUCCCGGGUCCCGGUGGCACCUCCUGUACCCCAAUCCUCUCCACCCAGCACCACGUCUGGGAGCCUGCCGGCCUGCCGACUCCAUCCACAGAUGGGACAGCGUGCGAGAGCCCCGUGGGGCCUACCUAGGGCUGAUCCACAGAUGUGCCCCUUGCAAGGCCCCGUCUCACCCUCAGGGUGACUCGCUCCCCGGCUGGGGCUGCCUGGGGCCUGGGAAUCCUCUUCCUCACAGAGAGAGGGGGAAGCCUCAGGGCCCUGCCCUGAGACCCCUGCCCUGUGGGGCACCCCAGCCCAUGCCAGCCUGCCCCGGGGGCCCAGGAAGUCUCAGCAGGGCCCCUGAGGGACUGGUCAGGGGCUGCACUUCUUCGGCCUGUGGUCCUGCCCCUGCUUUUCGGACAGGAUUGGCCUUAAGUAGGGUUUGGUCUUGAGUACUUAUCGAGCUGCACCCCCCACCCCCGCCCGCACUGGGCCCUGGCUGCCUGACAGGCUCUCCAUGCACUUUAUUUAUUUGCAGUCUGUGUUCCAGACAGCAGAGCUUCUGCAAAAUCCGAGACACAGGCUGAAGAAGAUGACUGUCCCUUUCCUGUGUGUGAUUCACUGUCCUGGUCAGCACGGGCUGCUCAGAGAAAUGCUCGCGUUCCUGCUGUUGUCAAAUCUUGUCCCUCUAAGUUAAAAAGAUACACCCCUCCCUGAGUUCAAUAAAAUCCAGUCAAAUUGGA